GGACUGGAGGCAGUUUUCCAAUAUCGGUCUCACCAAAACGAAGGGGAAGCUUGUAGUGUCACAGCUGGGAUUGGACCUAUUCCUGGGGCAAUAGAGACUUUAAUCCUCCAGGGUCUGCUGAGCUACAACCAUUCACUAGAAUAAAAUACAUGUUAGUAAAACACAAAUAUGACCAAACUCCACAAGGAGUAACACUGGGUUGUUCUUCAGAUGUGAGAGGGAGACGUUUCAGGACCCAGUGGCCUUUUCUUCUGAACUGAAAUGGAGAAUCUGGGAAUCUUCUCAAAGAAAUGCAUCUGUGGAGACCAUAAUGAAGAAAUUCAAAGACUCACUGUCGUCUAGACAGCGGUUGGACAAAGUGCACGUGACUCUGGAUCCAGACACGGCCCAUCCCGAACUGGUCCUGUCUGCGGAUCGGAAAAGUGUGAGAAGGGGAGACACAUGGCAGGCUCUGCCCGACAACCCUGAGAGAUUUGACACUGAGCUCUGCGUGCUGGGCUGUGAGAGAUUCACCUCGGGCAGACAUUACUGGGAGAUAGAGCUAAAGGAAGGUGAAGUCUGUAUUGUGGGCGUGGCCAGAGAGUCUGUGAGCAGGAAGGGAGAUAUCGAUUUCAACCCUGAGCAGGGGAUCUGGGCUGUGCUGUGCAAUGAGGAUCGGUACUGGGCUCUCACAUCCCCUGAUGAUCUCAGCCCCUUGUCCCUGAGCCGGGCACCCCGCAGGAUCCGGGUUUAUCUGGACUAUGAACGGGGGCAGGUGGCGUUUUUCGAUGCUGGUACCGGGGACCCGAUCUUCACUUUCCCGCCGGCCUCUUUCGCCGGGGAGAGAAUCCGCCCACUCGUCUCUGGUCCGUUGCUUUUCGUUUCCUUUUCCUCUCUCCCGGGCCCAUGCUCUUAGUGUGAGGCUCACAGCGUAUCCCUGAGGUGCCCUGUCUGUGCCCACGAAACAGGCUCCUCUAGCUCCCACCGUCCUGAUCUCUAUGACCUGGAGGACUCAGCCAGUCUCCCGCCACACAGACAGGGCUGAAGGGGAGUGACGCUCUACCUAUAGCUCUAUGGCUGUGGAGGUCUGUGUGAGGCUCUAGGCUGGGUCUCUAUGCUCUUAGGAGGCCAACUCGGUGUGGAGUGGGGCGGGGGGUCCCACCAAGGAAUGAGGGAGCCCCCCUGUGGGAGGGACCCAGCCAAAGGCCAGGA
Messenger RNA from Chrysemys picta bellii (western painted turtle), 1191 nucleotides. Lineage: Eukaryota; Metazoa; Chordata; Testudines; Emydidae. The record is from RefSeq and is a predicted model, not a curated record.